AUGAAGGUCGCCAAAGCUUCACUUCUCGCCGUGCUGGCCCACUCGGUCACUGCUCGCUUUGUUGCCGAGGAGGAGAUCAACCGUGUCCAGCUGUAUCCCGCUGGCUCCGAGCCCGAGAAGUACCUGAUCGAACUUGCCCCAGGCAACACUCGCUGGGUCACUGAGGAGGAGAAGUGGGAGCUUCGCAGGAACGGAAACCGCUUCUUCGAUAUUACCGACCACAAGGAGUUCGGCGCAAGCCGCCUCCACACCAAGACCAAGAGCGUCUUUCCCGAGAAGUGUCGCCUUCAGGACAAGGUCAAGCCUCUCAUCAAAGACCUUGACAAGAAGGAGAUCCAGACCAACCUGGAGAAGUUCACGAGCUUCCACACCCGUUACUUCAAGUCAGACUACGGCCGCCAGUCCUCCGAAUGGCUUCUGGCUAAGCUGAACACCAUCAUCGAGGACGCCGGCGCCGGCAAACACGUUUACGCCGAGGCCUUCCCCCACACCUGGCAACAGAGUUCCAUCAUUGUUACCAUCCCGGGCAAGUCUAACAGCACCGUCGUCAUCGGCGCGCACCAGGAUUCCAUCAACCUGUGGCUGCCUUCCAUUCUCGCUGCGCCCGGUGCCGAUGACGAUGGCAGUGGCUCCAUGACCAUCCUCGAGGCUUUCCGCACUCUCCUCAAGUCCAAGGAUGUCAUCUCCGGAAAGGCCGACAACACCAUCGAGUUCCACUGGUACAGCGCCGAGGAGGGCGGUCUUCUUGGUUCCCAGGCCAUCUUCUCGUCCUACGAGCAAGAUGGACGUGACAUCAAGGCCAUGCUCCAGCAGGACAUGACUGGAUUUGUUCAGGGUACGCUUGAUGCUGGAAAGCCUGAGAGCGUUGGUGUCAUUACCGACUUUGUUGAUCCCGGCUUGACCGGUUUCAUCAAGAAGGUCAUCGUCGAGUACUGCAAGGUUCCCUACGUCGAGACGAAGUGUGGAUACGCCUGCUCCGACCAUGCCUCUGCAAGCAAGGCUGGCUACCCCUCCGCCUUCGUGAUCGAGUCCGCCUUUGAGGACUCUGACAAGCACAUCCACAGCACCGAUGACAACAUCAAGUACUUGUCGUUUGAUCACAUGCUUGAGCACGCCAAGAUGACCCUUGGCCUCGUGUACGAGCUCGGCUUCACCGACUUCGCCGCUCUGGAGAAGCAGGGUCAGGUUUCCGAGGAGUUGUAA
Messenger RNA from Colletotrichum phormii, 1203 nucleotides. RefSeq names its product peptidase family M28. The record is from RefSeq and is a predicted model, not a curated record. Gene Ontology annotation, molecular function: metalloexopeptidase activity. The coding region runs from base 1 to 1203 and encodes 400 amino acids. Gene Ontology annotation, biological process: proteolysis. Lineage: Eukaryota; Fungi; Ascomycota; Sordariomycetes; Glomerellales; Glomerellaceae. The transcript has 3 exons.